AUGGACCUUUUUCGACGGCUCCCGCACAUCCAUCAUGUUCUUCACCUCCGAGAGAUUGGCGUACGCGCAAUCUACCCUGCGACGCAACAUGCGCCGGACCAUGUCGACGAAAUAGCCAUUGCCACUAUCUACUUGAUGGUAAUGAUGAUACUUGCUGUCUUGAUACGACUUGCCUUCCGUCUUCAUAUGCUUCGCUCACUGGAGUGGGAUGAUGGAACAAUAUCGCUUGCGCUGAUCUUCGCUGUUGCACAAUGUGCUGUCAUUCUUGUUGGAACGGAGCACGGGUUGGGCAAGCGAAAAUUGAGUCUCAAUGACAGGGAAGUCCAUACAAUAGAGAAGGCUCUCUACUCGUCGAACAUUCUAUACGUUCUUGCGCUUAGCUUGGCGAAGAUCUCAGUACUGCUGCUUCUGAACAAAUUGUCAGUGAAUAGGUGGCAUAAGAAAAUCUCAUUCUGGACUUCUGUUCUGGUCGGAAUCUGGACUGUGCCGGUGGUUUUCACUCUUGCAUUUCAAUGUGGAGUGCCUGAACCUUUGGAUGCUAGUAAUGGUCAUUGCAUAGAUAUUUUCGCCUUCUGGGCCGGCAUCUCCCCUAUCGACAUAAUAACAGAACUGGUCAUCUGCAUCCUACCCAUCUACAUCGUGAAGCCAGUCCAAGUCAUCUUCGGGAAGAAAGUCACCGUUGUGGUUGCCUUCUUCAUCCGCAUCUUCGUUGUUAUAACCACCAUCAUCCGCCUUAUCUUUAUUCGCUACUCCAAGCCCUAUCCCUCCACGGACAUGAACGACGCUGCGUUCGCAACAACCAUCACAACAGAAUGCGUUCUCUGCGUCAGCAUCAUGACAGCCUGCAUUCCAUGCCUGAAACCGUUUCUGGACGCCUUUGACAGCGGCAUGCUGAAUGUAUCCUUACAUAAGCGCAUAGGUGGAGGCAGAAAUAGCAACUCAUAUGGCAACACCUAUGCGUUGACGAGUAUGACCAAGGGUGUUAAAGAAUCAGCCACUAGGUCACGGUAUUUGGAGGAUGAGAUCGAGGGCUUGGGCGCUUCUGCUGCCGCAUUUGCUGUUACAUCUCCGGGUCAGCCAUUGGGUAGGAGGGACUCUACGUUGGUGAUUCAAAGAACAGAUCAGUGGAGCGUGAGGUGCGAGUACGUUGAUCCGAAGGAUGGGUCUGUUGGGGAUGAGACCGAGCAGUCGGAGAGGAAUGUGGCUAGGUGUGAACAUUCUUUGUAG
Aspergillus welwitschiae is the source of this 1227-nucleotide messenger RNA. RefSeq lists its product as uncharacterized. Bases 1 to 1227 code for a protein of 408 amino acids. The record is from RefSeq and is a predicted model, not a curated record. Lineage: Eukaryota; Fungi; Ascomycota; Eurotiomycetes; Eurotiales; Aspergillaceae. The transcript is spliced from 5 exons.